This is a messenger RNA of Dicentrarchus labrax (European seabass), 1314 nucleotides long. RefSeq names its product caspase activity and apoptosis inhibitor 1. Lineage: Eukaryota; Metazoa; Chordata; Actinopteri; Moronidae. Bases 128 to 1135 code for a protein of 335 amino acids. The record is from RefSeq and is a predicted model, not a curated record. The transcript is spliced from 6 exons.
GAAGAAGAAGUCGUCGCUUGCUAACGACCUAUUUUCCCCGCGACAUUCAACUUUAGCUAGUGAGCUCACGAGUAAACAGCUUUCUGGACAGGGACAGGGACAGGUGUAGGUGUAUUCCUCCGCGAAAAUGCUCAAAAAGAAAUGCAGCAGCGCGGAAAAGAAAAGGAAACACUCCCAGUGUGAAGAGCGACACGAGAGCAAUAAACGCAAAAGUACGGAGUCCAGCAUGGAGCAGGACUCCAAGGAAGAACUCGCUGACGCUGAGCUGGACAGGAUUGGCAGUGACAUUGAGGACGGGGGACUUGACCUCAGCCUGCCUUUCCAGCCCAUCACUGCUUAUGUCACUGACAAGCGGGAGAUGCUGGAGCAGUGUUUCCACGUGCUGGGGGACAAGAAGUUACAAAAAAUGCUGCCGGAUGAACUCAAGGACUGCAGUUUAGAGGAAAUCAAAAAGCUGUGCUGGGAGCAACUGGAGCCGAUCUCUGAGAAAAAUCUCACUCACAUCUUAGCAGGGGAAGAACUGACAUCUGGAAAUGGUGAUGAACACACAGAAGAGACCUUGGAAAGCCAGCAAGAAAAUAAUGUUGAUUCUACAUCUUGUCACAAAGAAACUGCAAAAACUGAGGACCCUAAGCAAGAGGGUGGUGGUUCAGGCGAGGAGAGUGACGUCCUGAGCAUAAACGCGGACACUUAUGAUAGUGACAUAGAGGGACCCAAAGAGGAGCAGACUGUUAAAGCCGUGGAGGGCUCGGUGAAGGUAGCAGACAGCAGCAGGGAAGGCACCGACCCACCUGUAAACCCCGACACAGUAAAUCCUGAACCUCCCACGGCCUCUCAACCACCGGAAGCAAAGAAAGACAUCCAAAGCGACAUAGACAAAAGCGUCAGCGAAAUCUUAGCGUUUUCGGACACCUCGAGCAAAGAGGCGGCUAAAGAGGUAGAGAGCGUCCCUCCGCUGACGACGGAUGUCAGUUCACCUGUUCAGGACGGACCUGUUUCGAGUCGCGUGCCUGGAACGUGUCAGCCGUCUAUUCAGCAGCUGGAGCUUCUGGAGUUGGAAAUGAGGGCGAGAGCCAUCAAGGCCCUGAUGAAAGCUAGUGAUGGGAAAAAGCCCAGUGUAACAAAAAAUGUUUAAUACGUUUUAUUUGUUUUUCUUGUUAUGGUUUAAUGGUUUAUACUAAAUAAUUCAGCUACUUUUAACCCCUAGUUUAUUGUUCUUGUACCAUUCAAACCAUGUUCUUAUUACUCCAUAUUGGAGUGAUUUUACCAAUUAUUUAAUGUAAAAUCCAACAUAUAAAACCUGUCCUACACCUA